This is a messenger RNA of Haliotis rufescens (red abalone), 7410 nucleotides long. RefSeq names its product adhesion G-protein coupled receptor G6-like. Gene Ontology annotation, biological process: G protein-coupled receptor signaling pathway; cell surface receptor signaling pathway. Gene Ontology annotation, cellular component: membrane. Gene Ontology annotation, molecular function: protein binding; G protein-coupled receptor activity. Bases 879 to 4577 code for a protein of 1232 amino acids. The transcript has 27 exons. Lineage: Eukaryota; Metazoa; Mollusca; Gastropoda; Lepetellida; Haliotidae. The record is from RefSeq and is a predicted model, not a curated record.
AAUCCCCACUCCCCCGUUUCCAACCACCCACCUGCCUGACCUGUUUUGACAGUCAGGUCACAGCCCGUGCUCAGUUGAGCGGAGCAGAAGAUUAUACCGUCUGCCAUCAGCACACAGCACUGUGUCUAGAGUAUCGUGCAGGACUAUUGAACUGUCACUUCCUGAGCGAGUCAAAGUUUCCUUGCGUACAGUUCUCACGUCCGUCUACCCAACGUCCAUGAUCUUGGUGGUGAAACAUUGCGUUGUACGUCACAUCUCGCGAGAAUAGUUGACACGCGCAGACGACAGUUUCAGUGAAGACGAACUGAUCAGUCGCUCGGCCUAACUGGAUAUAAGCAACAGUGGACAUCUAACAGGUGAUCUGUCGCCUUUGGGGUCGUUCAGACGAAUUCAGGCAGAGAAACACCUGUACCUACAUGAUGCAGCGAGCCUAAAUCGCGUGGAAUUGAACCUUGUGCUUAAAUGGUAUUAAGAAGACAUUAAAAACGGAACCUGAAGAUGGCGAGGGCUUAGAGGACACGGAUAACUGCUGAAAUUAACGUGCUACAGGUGAUAAUAUAAGGGGCCAAAAAGCUACUCAUAGGCCUUCUUAUUACGACGCGUUUCACGUGACGACAGUGAAACACAUGACACACAUGACGUCACACUUCCCAACCCACCAACAGUGUCAACAUUUGAUAACGGACCACGCCACUGUCAAAGCCAUGUACUGUGAUGGAGCAUUGAAACUGAGCACAUCUGAAUGAAUGUCGAGUAUCUGUGAAUUGCCUUCAUUGCGAGUGGGUUCAAAUACCUGUGGUUACGGCUAACUAAAGUGUUCUAUUUCACAACUCGCGGGUGUAUUGGAGGUAUGGGACUGUCGUGAGCUAAACUGUGACAUGAAGUGGUGUUUACGGUUCACGAUGUUUCAGAGGAAGAAAUAUAAUUACCUGUGGAUUUUACCUGUGUUGAUUAUCUUUACAACACCUGUGAUAGGCCAGAGGAGGGCCUACUGUAAUACGGACGCUUGUUCAUGUGUCAAUGGGAAAAGGCCUACGAUUACGUGCACAGGAACGGAUACAAUAACCACUAUACCAAAUGAUUUAUAUCCCAAAAUCCAGGUUUUAUCGCUGAUUAGAACCAAGGUUACUAGAAUAGAAGAAGAUGAUUUUAGCACUGCGGAGUCGAUUGAGACUAUAUUCUUGCAGAACAACGAGAUAAAUUACAUUCAUCCCAAUGCUUUCCGGAAUUUAUUCCGCUUGAAAACACUGAACCUGAAGGAGAACGCUCUGACCUCUAUACCUGCACCGAUGUUCCAGCAUCUACCAAGUCUAACGGAGUUAAAUUUGAUCAAGAACCAAUUACAGAACAUCUCAAGAUAUGCCUUUGUCACUUUACCGGCCGACAAGGAUGUACGGGUGAUGCUGAGCGGCAACCCGGUGCAAUGUAGAUGUGAUAUGUUGGCGUUCAGGCAGUGGUUGAACGUAAGAAGUACUGGUAAUAUUAAGUUCGAGAUUGAUGAUCUCAAAUGUAAAAAUGCCAAUGACCUACCCCUACUGGACGUCGACGAAGAUGACUUCAACUGUGAUGAGGACGAUCCAUCUGUGUUUGAGGAUGACCAGAGUUGCCGGACUUGCCAGGGCAAGGCGUCUCCUGAGAUGUGCGAUCGGCAAGGACAGCUACAAGAAUGUUCGCUUGAGGGGGAUCAGCAGCCUGUUUGCAGGACGACCUUGACCUAUCAGAGUAGUGGUUUAACGGUGAAGAGGACAUGUGACGGGUACAGAGCAUGCCUGAGACAAGAGGGCACGAACAAGGAAAGCUGUGUACUGGAAAACGUGUUACAAAAAAGAAUGACGUGUAAUUAUUGUUGCUUAGGACCCUUGUGUAAAGAUGAUGCUUAUGGAGGUCGUUUGAAGGGGUAUACCUUCUACCUCAAGUUCUCAACCUCUGGUGCCACCUACACCUCUGAAUUUGGGGACACAAAUUCAAAGACCUACCGUGAUAUGGUACAGCGUUUGACAGAGGCGGUGAAUGAGGCGCUGGAUAAUCUGGGCGUUUUCGAACUGUCUGAAAUCAGUUUCAGUGGCCCAAAUUUGACCAUAUAUUUCCGGCUGGCCUGCAACAUAUUCAUUCGAGUGAGCACCGACGACACGAGGAAUGCGAUCAAGAGUGCCCUCAGUGAGGCGAUCGAGAAGAAACCGGAGAGUCUGAUGAAGCAACUCAACGUCGCCUCUGUUGAUGUCAAUUUUAAAGCUCCAAUGUUCUGCAAGCCCGAGGUACAGACAACCAGUAAGGGUACAUUUGAAUGGCCUGAAGCAUUAGUUGACGAGACGGAGGAGAUCUUAUGCCCGCAUAAGACACUUGGUCGCAUUCUUCUUCGAGCCUUUCGAAAAUGCGUCAAAGUUAAUGACAGGGCGAUUUGGAUGGAUUCCAAUCUAGAAGCAUGCCCGUUCGCAAGCAACGUCACAAGACGGCUGGAAGACCUCACCACAGAAGAAAUAACGAAUGACAACGUCCUGGAGGUCUCCAAAGAAUUGCAGAUGAUAACGUCUGGAGCUGCCAACUUCACACAAACUGAUGUGAACUUCGCAGUGAACAUUGUGGAGGGAAUUGUCAAUCUGGAGAGCUCUCUCAAUUCCAGGGAGGUCAUCAACAACACUCUAGCAUCGGUCAGCUACAUCAUCGUCGUACCACGCGAGGUGCUCCUGGAGGCGGAACAGAAGAAACAAGCUACUACAAGAUUGAUAUCAUCUGUGAACAAGGUGACAACGUCGUCAUCUCUGGGUGACGGGGAUCUUCUGAUAGUCCAACCCAACAUUGCCGUGGCUGCCGUCAGCAUCGACCCAAGAAACUUUUCUGGGGUUUCUUUCACCACGGAUUCGUCAAAAUCUGGCGGUGACACGCUCGCUGGCGAAACGGUUGAGAUCAGAAAGGGAAACAUCCCUCAACAACAAGACCAAACAAUGGCGACAAUUGUGCUUCCCGACGGUCUUUUCGCUUCUCUACCACCUGGGGACAUGACCAAAGCAAACAGGGUUAUAUUUGCUGUAUAUCCGACAGAUAAAUUGUUUUCUGUAUUUGAAAAGGCUCGCCAAGGCCCAAGUGUCAAUCCAACCGGAAGAGCAGGGGGUGAUGGGAGUGUGGCUCCAUCUUUACCAGCCUCUAACGGUGGUUCUAGCAUAGCGACUAAAGAUGGCGGUGAUUUGACGGUGAUUGAUGGGGCGCAAGGUAAAGUGACAACGAUGAUAAAUAGCAAGAUCAUCUCUGCAAGCGUCCCAAACGUCAUCAUCGCCAAUCUCACCGACCCCGUCAUCAUACAUCUGCCACAUCUCAAGAAGAACGCUGUCAACCCCCGGUGUGUGUUCUGGCGAGACAACGGCGCAGGCUGGUCGACAGAUGGGUGUGAGGUGAAGGAAGAUGUCAAGGACAGCUACACAACCUGUGCAUGUAACCACCUCACUAACUUCGCGCUGCUUAUGGAUGUUUAUGAAAGAGGUGCUGAUGUAUCUGAAGCUGACCGCGUGGCCCUCUCCCUCAUCUCCUACAUCGGAUGUGGCAUCUCUCUGCUGUGCCUGCUGCUGACGCUGCUCACCUACUUCAUGUUCAGGAAACUGCGCCGGGAUAACCCUUCUAAGAUCCUGGUUAACCUGUGUAUUGCUCUUGCUGUGACCAAUCUCAUAUUUCUUGUGGGCAUGCAAGACUAUACCUUCAAGAACACGAUAGCAUGCAAGGCAGUGGCAGUGAUGUUGCACUACUUCAUGUUGUCGGCGUUGACGUGGAUGGCGGUAGAAGCGUUCUACAUGUAUCUGGCACUGGUUGUUGUCUUCAAAACAUAUUUCACAAACUUCAUACUAAAGUGUUGCUUCAUUGGCUGGGGCCUUCCCCUUGUAGUAGUGGCGAUCACCCUGGGAAUCAACGAAACUGAGAACUAUGGGGAGCUUGCUUCCGGGAUUUGCUGGAUCAGGAACCCGGCCUUCUAUGCUGCAUUCCUAGCCCCAGUCGCCGUCAUCUUGCUGAUCAACUUCGCCGCCUUUGGUCUGGUUUUGCGUCAGAUUCUUGGUCUUUCUAGCCGGAAGUUGAACAAGUCGGACAAAACCAGCACUAUGACACAGCUGCGAGGGGCGAUGGGAGUGGUCAUCCUUCUUGGUCUCACUUGGGUGUUUGCGGUCUUUGCCAUCGACCGUGCCAGCGUUGUCUUCUACUACCUGUUUGCCAUUACAAAUUCCCUUCAGGGGCUUUUUAUUUUUAUAUUUUACUGCUUAUUCAAGAAGGAUGCGCUUUCAGCAUGGAGACGAAAGUUACCAUGUUGCGAAACUAUGGACGAAAAAUCCGGAGACCGCUCUUCAAGCAAAGCGGAAAGAACGCAAUUUCAUGUGGAUAAAACGCACGAUCAAGAUCAAGUAACAUUAUUAACAUUUAAACAAGGCUACACGACCCCUGUCUCAAACAACACAGUAAAACACUCGAUGUCGACGACGAAUAGUUCACCUAACAGCAACAAUGACGCCAAAAUCAAAAAAAGGGCAAUGCUAUCAUCGGAUAGUGGUUUCCAUAGCAGCGGGGGAGAUGAAAACACUCGUUCAUCUACAUCCAUCUAAUCUGCCAGAAUGUACAGACUACCCAGAAACUUUAUCCACGAUCUCACCGAGCUAAUGCGUUUAGUUCUAUAGUAUAUAUUUAUUAUGCACGACCCAAACUUGCCCUUUUCAGCAGAUCCAGGGAUAUGUUAGCAGUGUCUGGACGUAUUCCGAAUAUGGUACUUGUGUAUACGCUAACAGGUUUGCCUUUAUGUAUGGACAUAAGAUAUGGAUGUACCAGCUAUAAUGCAGUAUCUUCCCCAUUGUCCAUUCACUACAGCCAGUUUCAGGACAUGAGCGUGAUUGCUACACAAAGUGUGUAUGAUUUUGUUUGAGAGCUAAUGGUGACGACAGUUAAAACUAUACUUCGACUUUGGAUUCAGUUAUGUGUUUGAAAUAGAAAGCAACUGCUGCACAAGACGCAACAGACAGCUUGUUCUUCCUCCCCAGUGGUGAAUAGCACCACACGGUGUACCGGUGAUGUGAUGUGGUGUCACAAAAUGAAUGUUACCAAAACGAAUCACUGGCGAUGUGUAUAUUAAUAUGAAGUGAAAACUGCAAUUGGGUUUUUUUGGGGGGGGCCGAUAUUAAGAAGGUCCUUACCUAAUCAACCACACACAGACGUAGCUCCGUGAAUAUUCUGCAUUGUACUAAAUGAAUAGCCCCAGCAAGGGUUAUUGGAUGUAAUUAUUAUCAAGUGGUGGCUAUGACUGUCAAUGACAUUACGAAUGUUUCUGCAACUGUGCGUCACAACAUUUCUAUUGUAAUGUCAAUAUUCACAAAAUAUAAUGGGUCUUUCAUGACAAUAUUACCAUCAGGUUUGAAGUAAAUGUUCAAACAUGAAUCUCCAACAUUGACGUGUUAUUCAAAGGUGCCAAGCAUAUUGUUCAUGUCAUGGCCAUACCUUAAUCAGGUGGCGUCUGAUAUUGGGUGAGAGUGUCCAGACACAACACACAUUCGUAACACAAGAUAAUAUGAGAACAAUUCUGAAGAAUUCCUAUGUGUACCAAUGCCGACUCUUACACACAUGUCCAUUUGGCGUGAAGGUAAAAAUAGCUGUGGAAAUUAUACGAAUGGACCACUGAACAUCAAUGAUGACACCAGGUGUUCGCGAAAAGGGUAAGCAUGCCCCGCCCUUUCGGUAGCACCCGCCAUUCAUACAAUUUGUAUUUUUUAUUAUUUUUUUAUUUAUUGCCUGACGCCGCACAUCAGUACUCCUGCCUAAAGCACGUUUGGGCUUUAAAGGCGUUCGUUAGAAAUAUUGUUUCUAGUGCGCUACGUGUUUCGUUAUAUUUCACAGAAAUAGAUAUAUCCGAAACAUUCCAAGCAAGUCAACAAUGCUUUUGCAAAUCUAGAUUUCCUCAGUUGCAGGAAAUCAUUUCUUUAUAACUAACAAUUUACCUAAACCUGUCUUAAAAUCUUUCACAGACAUGUCGGAUUAUGUUUGUAUUUACAAAUGUUCUCACAAUAAGGUAGUUUGAACACCAGGAUUUCUAAAUAUCUAAACUGUGUCAAUUAUAUAUGAGCAGCACUUUCAUAUGUUUGAUUUGGUGGACUGAAGCUAGCUGUACCAACCAGAAUUACAGCUGAAGCACGCGUAUAUUGUUUAUGCGUCUGUCAUGAAUUUAAAGUUAAGAUUAUUAAAAUCAUAAAGAGUUAAGAUUUGUAAUCUCUGAUACACGAUAAUAUACAUCGGCUUAUAUUGACAACCAAAUAGAAAUAAUUAUGUAUUCGUUUUAAAUAUUGUCUUUUUAAUUGUAAAUAUAUCCUCUUGUUCAAUGCUUAUAUAUCUUUAUAUAUCUUUAUAUAUAUAUAAAGACAUUUUCGAAACUUUAUUCUGAUUGCAUAAUUAUAUCUUUCAUGUUUGCUCAAAAUGCCGUUCAUUUGUGAAAUAUAUUCUCAGGCUACAUUAAGGGCUACUAUUUGGUGCUAGUUAAUCGCAUACACAUAACAACUAUUCACCUAAAGACGAGAACAAUAAGUUUAAGGGUAGGUAUCCAGACCAUUUCCUGAUGUGUAGCUCUGUUUGUGAUUACAGUUGUUUCACACGACUUGCUUCCUUUAUUUACACCCUCCGUGACGUAUGUCAGGCUUAUUAACACCAAAGAUGGUUGGUGAUAUGAUUGAUUAGUUUGUCUGACCUGUUGCUUUAUAAACUCUUGUAGCGGUUCGACCAUCCUAGUGAGCGCCCCACAAUACAGUGUAGAGUUGUGUCCUUUAGUUACAAGGACACGUCAAGAUUAUGAGUGAGUGAGUGAGUAUGGUUUUACGCCGCUUUUAGCAAUAUUCCUGCAAUAUCACGGCGGGGGACACCGUAAAUGAGCUUCACACAGUGUACCCAUGUGGGGAAUCGAACCGGGUCAUCGGCGGGACGAGCGAACGCUUUAACCACUAGACUAUCCCACCGCCCCUCUAGGUUAUGAUCUUUGGUUGGUCAACAUUCCGGGAUUGGUCCCCAGCAACCUCUGUUUGUAAGAGGCGAAAACAUGGUGAGGUGGUCAGAUUUGGUGACUAGGCUGACAGAAUGUCAACGUACCCCGACAGUGUGGAUCGUUCGUUGCUCUAAUAUCAAUCACUGUCUUGUCUAGUCCAGACUCAAUUAUUCGCCAUUAAAUUUCUGGAAUAUUCCAAAUAAUUUCCGAAUCUGGCUCGAUACAGCAAGGUUGUCUCCCUUGUAACGUCAGAAAGCGAUUUCACGACAUGCCUUACUAAUUUUGGCACUAAAUUAUCUGAUGAUUUUAAUAUGUUGACUCAAAUUAACAAAUCGCCAUUUCAUCAAAAUGUUGCAAAGUAGUUUAUACAAUGUGAACUUUUUAUCUGUAUCAUUUACUCUAUGAAUAAAUAAUGAUUUUUG